GUCGUUCAUGUGACCGGAAGCAGCAUCAACACAGCCAGUUACGAGCUGGUGGCAUUAGCAAGCAUGAGUUCUCUGGAGCAGGCCGAAGACCUAAAGGCUUUUGAGAGAAGAUUGACAGAGUAUGUCUCCUGUUUGCAACCUGCAACAGGCAGGUGGAGAAUGAUUCUGAUAGUGGUGUCUGUUUGUACGGCUACUGGGGCUUGGAACUGGUUAAUAGACCCCGACACACAGAAAGUCUCCUUCUUUUCAUCACUGUGGAAUCAUCCCUUCUUCACCAUCAGCUGCAUCACUCUCAUAGCUCUCUUCUUUGCUGGGAUACACAAACGAGUUGUGGCACCAUCAAUUAUUGCUGCCCGGUGUCGGACAGUUUUAUCAGAAUACAACAUGUCCUGUGAUGAUACAGGGAAACUUAUUCUUAAACCACGACCAAACAUCCAGUAACCACAAGCUUGUGAGAGCUGUUUGGAUAGUGUACCUGGUCUUGUUGCACAGAAACUGAUCACUCACUGGUCUAACUCCUUAGAAUGGUCGGAACAGCACAGAGGGAACUGCACUGAUGUCAUCAUGGAAAUGCAUCUGAAAGAAAGAAGAAUUUGACUGUUAGGGUCUUUUAAACUAUGUCACUCUGUUGAUGUCACCAUUGAAGCUGCUGCUCUGCUCACAUAGUCUCUGAUAUAUUUUACUCAUUAAGUGCAAGUUUGGAUGUCUUUAUUUCCGUUUCUGAUGUUGAGCAUGUAUUUUAUCUAAAUGUUUCAAUUUUUUAUGUUAUUUACCAAAUAAAUAAGAUAAAUAAGACGUAA
This is a messenger RNA of Monopterus albus (swamp eel), 800 nucleotides long. RefSeq names its product CTD nuclear envelope phosphatase 1 regulatory subunit 1 (gene cnep1r1). Bases 64 to 441 code for a protein of 125 amino acids. Gene Ontology annotation, cellular component: cytoplasm; Nem1-Spo7 phosphatase complex. The record is from RefSeq and is a predicted model, not a curated record. Lineage: Eukaryota; Metazoa; Chordata; Actinopteri; Synbranchiformes; Synbranchidae. The transcript is spliced from 6 exons.